This is a messenger RNA of Fraxinus pennsylvanica, 2226 nucleotides long. The record is from the annotation of a GenBank genome assembly. Lineage: Eukaryota; Viridiplantae; Streptophyta; Magnoliopsida; Lamiales; Oleaceae.
AUGUUCUCAUCUUCUUCCCUCUGCCAUGACGCCUCAAAUUUUUGGAUUAAGAUGGUAGCUUUUGGGAAAAAGUUGAAGGAAAUACAAAUUCAAGAAUGGAAAGGAUACUACAUCAACUAUAAGUUAAUGAAGAAAAAAGUGAAGCUGUAUGCUAAUCAAAUUGAAGCUGGAGCACUAGAUCAGCAACAAGUUCUCAAGGAUUUCUCGCAAAUGCUAGAUAAUCAGAUUGAAAAAAUAGUUCUUUUUAUCUUGGAACAACAAGGACUACUUGCGACCAGGAUUGCCCAGCUUAAUGAACAGCAAGACUUUCUUCAGGAACAUCCUGACAUACCGAAAAUAUCCGAGCUUCAAGAAGCUUAUAGAGCAGUUGGACUUGAUCUUUUAAAGCUUCUCCAUUUUGUUGAAAUGAACGCCAUUGGUCUGAGAAAGAUCCUUAAGAAGUUUGAUAAGAGGUUUGGAUACAGAUUCACUGAUUACUAUGUCAAAACUCGUGCUAAUCAUCCUUAUUCUCAGCUUCAGCAAGUAUUCAAACACGUGGGAUUAGGAGCUGUUGUUGGAGCAAUAUCUCGCAAUCUUGCAGAUCUCCAGGACCGACAUGGAAGCCACUUAUCAAUUUAUGACCAUCCCGCUCUUCCCCUACAGGAUCCUGUUGUUGACUCAAUAAAAUCAGCUGUCGACAGACUAACCCAUUCAACAAACUUCCUUUACUUUUUGGGACAACAUGCAUUUACAAUGCAAGAAGAGUUGCCUACUACUGCUGAGGAACACAUCGAUGAUCAUAGAUAUCAUUUUAUGUCUCUUCUUUUGAACUUGGCAAGCACAUUUCUAUAUAUGGUCAAUACAUAUAUUAUCGUUCCGACUGCGGAUGACUAUUCUAUGAGCCUUGGGGCAGCUGCAACAGUUUGUGGUAUUGUAAUUGGGGUGAUGGCUGUAGCACAGAUAUUUUCUUCUGUAUAUUUCAGUGCUUGGUCCAACAAGUCAUACUUCAGACCUCUGGUAUUUAGCAGUAUAGUUCUUUUCGUUGGAAAUGUCAUUUAUGCAUUGGCAUAUGAUCUCAACUCACUAGCAAUUCUUUUGAUUGGUCGACUGUUAUGUGGUUUUGGUUCUGCCAGAGCAGUUAACAGGCGUUAUAUUAGCGAUUGUGUACCAAUCAAAAUCCGCAUGCAGGCUUCAGCAGGUUUUGUUAGUGCUAGCGCUCUUGGAAUGGCAUGUGGUCCUGCACUUGCUGGGCUACUUCAGACAAAAUUCAGGAUUUACAAUAUCACAUUUAAUCAAGACACUUUGCCAGGCUGGGUAAUGGCCCUGGCAUGGUUAUUCUAUUUAAUAUGGUUGUGGAUCUCAUUUAGAGAACCUGCUCAUGAGGCUGUAGUUAUCAACGUUCCAGAGGAAGCUCAUGCUGACUCUAAUUACCAGCAGGAGGCAUCCACAUCAGUAACAGCAACUCAGGCAACAUCAGCAAGGUCAGCAGCAGCAGCAGCUUCAGUAGGAAAUGAUAAUCUUGAGAAGAGUCUUGCACAGCCAUUGCUUUUAUCGACUGCCAAGAAUGAACAAGAUGAGGAAGAUGAUCGAGAAUGUGACGAGAGUGAAGAGGCUUCAGAGGAAUCUAGUCGGCCAGCAAACUCCCUAGCAUCAGCUUACCGGUUACUUACACCUUCUAUAAAGGUUCAAUUGUUGAUAUACUUUAUGCUUAAAUAUGCAAUGGAGAUUCUACUUUCAGAAUCAAGUGUUGUCACAACGUACUAUUUUGGUUGGACUACAAGCAGGGUGUCAAUUUUUCUUGCAUGCCUUGGCCUAACGGUUCUUCCAGUUAAUGUUGUUGUUGGAAGCUACAUAAGCAAUAUGUUCGAGGACAGGCAGAUUUUACUGGCAUCAGAAAUUGUGGUCUUGUUGGGGAUACUUCUCAGCUUUCAAAUAUUCAUCCCAUACUCUGUGCCACAAUACGUCUGCUCAGGGCUCAUAAUGUUCGUAUCGGCUGAAGUAUUGGAAGGGGUCAAUUUGUCACUCCUAUCCCGAGUAAUGUCGUCCACGCUUUCUCGUGGGACGUUCAAUGGUGGGCUUCUGUCCACUGAAGCUGGUACACUUGCUCGAGUGGUUGCAGACGGAACAAUCACCCUAGCUGGGUACCUGGGGGAGAGCAAGCUCUUGAAUGCCACCCUUCUUCCAUCCCUCCUGAUUUGUGUCGCGUCUAUCAUCGCCACCUGCUGCACUUACAAUUCUCUCUACUGA